Molecule: messenger RNA, 2276 nt
Organism: Thrips palmi
Lineage: Eukaryota; Metazoa; Arthropoda; Insecta; Thysanoptera; Thripidae
Product: peroxisomal carnitine O-octanoyltransferase
Exons: 12
Coding region: 238-2103 (621 amino acids)
Cellular component (GO): peroxisome
Molecular function (GO): carnitine O-octanoyltransferase activity
Source: RefSeq, a predicted model, not a curated record
GGAGCGGAGUCAGCUGGCCCGCCUGUUGUAAACAGAAGUGAGAGUGGUGGCCACUGGCCGCGGGCCCGGGCAAGAAAGAAUGGAGUCAAAGUCCCAGUCCCCCCCGCGCCAGGCUUCGCCGUCGACUCCGUGAACCCGGACGGGACAGCUUGCAGCAGGUUUGUCACAGUGUCGCGUACGCCGCCCGCCGCACUCAGUGCACUGAUCGCGUCUCUAACCUCUCCGCCUGACAAUAAAAUGUCUAUCGCAGGGGCAAUGCGCUUGUCCCCUGAGGAUCCCCUGCGGACAUUCUCGGAAGAUGAGAAGCUGCCACCUCUUCCUCUGCCAUCGCUGCGCCAUACACUGGAACGAUAUGUCGACUCAGUUCGGCCUUUUGUCUCGGAUGCUGAGUUUGCAAACACCCAAGAAAUCGUAAAGAAAUUUGAAAAGGGGGAAGGCAAACUCUUACAAGAGAAACUGGAAGCUAAAGCGAAGAUAGAGAAAAAUUGGGUUGAUAAAUGGUGGUUAGAGAAGGCAUACCUUGAAAAUAGAUGGGCGCUUGUGCCAUUUUGCAGUAUGUCUGGUGUGUCUGAUUUAAGUAGAGUCUGGACGUUCAAGCCAGGGUACAUGCUGAAGUAUGCUUCUUUGUAUCUGUACUAUACUGUUGAAAUGUGGACCCUCCUGAGAUCUGAACGUCUGGCUCCAAAUCGAAGUGCAGAUGGCAAGACCUUCUUUAGCAUGACACAGUGGCGAAGACUUUUUAACUGCUGCAGAAUUCCCCUUCCUGGAAGAGAUCGACUGGACACUCACUUUAAAACUGAAAAGGAGGGCACCUGCCCAUCACAUGUUAUGGUUGCCUGUAAUGGUCACAUUUUCCUUGUUGAUGCUGUGGAUGAAACUACUGGAUCGAUUCUAAACCCUUUGGAGUGGGAGAGCCAGCUCCAAAGAAUUGUUGACGAGGCUUCCAAAACACCCGGACAGGGCAUUGCUCGAUUGACAUGUGAUGACAGAGACACCUGGGCCAAGAACAAUGCACAUCUGAGGCAAAUCAGUGGUGAAAAUGCUCACUAUCUGCAUCUUAUUGAAUCUGCAAUGUUUUUGCUUACAUUAGAACCAGAUUUUGAGCCCAAUACCCCAAGUGAAGUUAUUAUGAGAUCUCUGACAGGAGACUACAACAAUUUGUGGGUAGAUAAAUCACUACAUAUUGCAUUUUUUGGUAAUGGUCAAUCUGGUGGAUUAGCUGAACACACUGCAUUUGAUGGAAUGAUAAGUGUAACAAAUAGCUUUUAUACAUAUCAAUGCAUAAUUGAAAACAAGGGUGUAUGGACUGGACCAAAAACUAUCCGUGAACUAUCACCUCCUCGAGAGUUGAACUUCAUUCUAAAUUCCAGUAUGAAAGAGGAAUUACAGCAAGCGACUCUGAGACAAAACAUUACCAGACAGAAAGUUAUUGUGAUUAGAGAGAAGUUUACUGGUUUUGGAAAAUCCCUCCUGGUGAAAAAACGUAUCCAUCCUGAUACAUUUGUCCAGAUGGCCUUGCAGCUGACAUAUUACCGUUUGCACAAGAAAUUCGCACCAUGUUAUGAAACUGCUACAACUAGAGCUUUUUACAAUGGAAGAACUGAGACACUGAGAGUGUGCACUAAAGAGCUUGCUAAGUGGGCUCAAGCCAUGCUUAGUUCAACUCCGAUUGAGGAGAAAGUUCGACUCUUGCAAAUAGCUGUAAAGAGACAUGACGAUUUGAUGAAAGAAGCCCGUGAAGCCAAUGGGUGUGAUCGUCAUCUAUUUGGACUCUACUGUGUGGCAGAGGAAAAUAAAAUGCCAAUUCCUGAAUUGUUCAGAGAUGCUUCAUACGCCAAGAGUGGUGGUGGUGGCAACUUCAUCCUUUCCACAAGCUUGGUAGGCUACACCCCGGUAGGAGGUGGAGUUGUCCCUAUGUGCCUGGAUGGCUAUGGCAUUUUCUACAAUAUGGACUCGGACAGUAUAUAUUUGACCAUAUCUGUCAUGCGUGACAGUGCAGAGACAAGUGCCUCUAAAUACUUCAAUCACCUGUGUGAAAGUUUCUACACAAUAAGAGACCUUAUUGAAUUUGCAAGAGGAGAAAAGCCUAAAGCUAAUCUUUAGCAUAAAAAUACGUAGUAGGUAUUCUUAUGGCUCAGAUGUGUGAUUAUGUGAUAAUGAAGCAGCGCAGAGAGUAUUAUGUUGACAAGCCAUAACAAAUAGCCAUAUAUUUUUUAUAAGAUUGUUGUAAGGAGUGCUCAACGAUAUUUUCUCAAUUUUUAAUUGUUCUCUACCUA